Messenger RNA from Acytostelium subglobosum LB1, 2217 nucleotides. RefSeq lists its product as hypothetical. The record is from RefSeq and is a predicted model, not a curated record. The transcript is spliced from 4 exons. The coding region runs from base 1 to 2217 and encodes 738 amino acids. Gene Ontology annotation, molecular function: protein binding. Lineage: Eukaryota; Evosea; Eumycetozoa; Acytosteliales; Acytosteliaceae.
AUGACUGAAAAUGGAAAUAAGGAUACAGCUAGGAUGGCCCUGAGAGCGAAUAGGAUCACCUUUUCAGCAGGUGCAAAGCUCGGUGGUGGAUUGUAUAUGAUUGAGGCGAGAUGGGGACACGCUAGUAUAUCAACUGGAAGGAAGAUAUAUGUGUUUGGUGGACAAGGUGAGUCACUAUACUCCUCGCUCAGUGCAUACGAUCCCUACACAAGUGUUUGGAACGAGUUACAUACACUUGGAAAGGCACCAUCAUCACGCUACGGUCACUCGGCCACACUCAUCAACACAUCAGACAACAACAACAAUCCAACAAUGGUCAUGAUCUUUGGUGGACGUAACAACAAGAAGUACUUGAAUGAUCUAUAUUGUCUCAAUCUAAAUACAAUGUCAUGGAGUACAUUCCACUUUGAUAAAGUUGAACCAGAUGCUAGAGCUGGACACACAUGUACAUUCGUCCCUGGCGCCGUCACCACAAGUGGCGGCUCAAGUUGCAAUAGAUUGGUAUUGUUUGGUGGCUGUCACUCAAGCAAGUAUCUACGCAGUCCCUAUGUUUUGGAGCUGCCUCGAUCACAGAACGACACAAUCCGUUGGGUCAAACCAACGACGCGAGGCAGUGGACCAGGUGGAAGAACGGGACACACGGCCAACCACGUCAAGGGCACUGAGAACGUAGUCAUCUUUGGUGGCUACGAUGGCAAACGAUCAUUCAACGACAUUUAUAUAUUCAAUCUUCGUGACUACUCAUGGAGCAAGGUCAAUGCUGGUGGCAUCAGUCCAUCACCUCGCAAUGGUCACACGGCCAAUGCCGUUGGCAACAAAUACCUUGUGGUCCAUGGUGGCUGCAAUGAAGCCAACUUCCUAAAUGAUGUACAUAUAUUAGACAUGGAGAGAUGGUGUUGGCUUCCACAACCAUCAAUCACUGGCUUGACAUUGUUCACACGAUUCCAUCAUACUAGCAACCUGUUGGAUAGUGGCGAGAUGGUUGUAUAUGGUGGUUGUUCAUCUGGAGUACUGUACAGCGAUAUGUGUUCAUUGGACCUUACAUGUCUGAUGGAUACUGCUCCACAUGUUCAAUCAUCUCAAUCAUCAUCACAACAACAACAACAACAACAACCAUCCACUACAGCAACAACUCUCAUCACUUCAUCUGCUCCCCCAUCACUUCCACCAUCACCCUCACCUGCCCCAUCAUCCACUGCCACCGCCACUGCCAUCGCCACACCCUCAACAGAGCAACCAACACAUGCCAAGCAUACUCAUACUCAUUCUCAUUGUAAUGACUCAAUCUCUGGAAACACCAUCACGAUCGUUGACUACAAACAUAAUCCCAAGUACUUGGAAUCACAACUCACCAAUGCACUGUCACUGCUCGUUCAGGAGCAGAAGCAAAAGACAUUGUUGUCCACUGAGCUCCAGCAAUCAAAGGAGAAGCAUGUGGUCGCCAAUCAGAGCAUUGUGGUCGAGCAAAGCAAGUACGAGUCGCUCGAGAAGGAGAUGCUCAAACUCGAGGUCACACUCAAGAAGGAGCAGAACCAGAAGAGCAAGGCACUGGACACGGUCAACAAGCUGAACAACGCACUCAAGGAGAAGGACAGUCUAAUCCAGUCGCUGCAGCAGUUCACCUCUUCCAAGUCAUCAACGAUCGCCAGCAAACCAAGGAAGUCACUUAACAACAGUUUCAAUGAUGCCGACGUCCAAAGCACUGCUGAGCAGCAACAACAACCACCAAUCUCUGUCAACCACACAUUCAUCGACGACAUGUCCUCCAUCUCCUCGUUAUCAUUGUCGCAGUCACUCAAGCGCGAGAAUGAGGAACUGAGGGCCAAGCUCGAACAGCUGCAAUCAAAUCAACUCAAUAUACAAGCGCUGAUGAACAAACAAUUCCAUGGUGGUGUUGGCGGCAUAACGGUCGAGAAGAUAUUGGGCGACGACUUGGAACACAAACUGUCAAUGAGCGAUCUUGAACAUCUCGAGGAGUUCCAUCAUCGCAGUCUCAGAUCGGUUGGUGCCGCCAAACAACAGUUGCUGCAACGACAACUGCUACAACUGCAAAAGGAGAAGGAAGAAUCAUCCACAUGUCUAAUCUGUGCCGACCGUGCCAUCAACAUUGUUCUCCUUCCAUGCAAGCACAGAUGUCUCUGCCACGACUGUUCAGACGUUCUAAAGUUGUGUCCACUAUGUCGCUCACCCAUCACUGACAAGAUCCAGUAUUAUUAA